Molecule: messenger RNA, 2130 nt
Organism: Lodderomyces oxycetoniae
Lineage: Eukaryota; Fungi; Ascomycota; Pichiomycetes; Serinales; Debaryomycetaceae
Product: glucose-induced degradation complex subunit
Exons: 1
Coding region: 1-2130 (709 amino acids)
Biological process (GO): proteasome-mediated ubiquitin-dependent protein catabolic process
Cellular component (GO): GID complex
Molecular function (GO): protein binding
Source: RefSeq, a predicted model, not a curated record
AUGAUAUCAGAAGAUUUCCAAACUCAGGUUAUUAUCAAAUCAUUACAAGACUUGGGGUACCAUGAAUUAGCAAGAGAUUUGCUUACUGAGUACAGCAUCCGAGUUCAGAAUCGACAAGCACAAGAAAUUCCACUUUUAUUGAAUUGGUUCCGUCACGCGUUGCGCACGCACGACUACCCUGCUAUUGAUCAAUAUAUAGUCAAAUGUAUCAAGGGCGAAAAUGGCAACGGCAAGGAGUUGAUCAAUUUGACUAAUUACCAAGGUGGAGAAAAAGAUUUUCAGAGUGUUUUGCAUGCUAUUUUGUAUAUGGUUCGAAGAAUGAAUUUUUUUGAAAAUAGAGAAAAGUUGGGUGAUUUACAAUUCAUAUCACAGCAGUUGUUGCCCUUGCUUGCACGUAUCAAUAAAAACGAACUUUGCGGCUUGUUCGAGCCCUAUAUCUUGGAAAAACUCGAAUUUGAACAAGAAAGUCAAAUAUAUCUAAAUAAAGAUAUAUCUGCCAAACACUACUAUUUCAACCUAGCUAAUGUCGAAGAAAAUAACAUCUAUCAAAUCCAAGAUAUCAUAUUUCAAAAACUAUUCAAGUUAUCGUCCUCAGUUUUCAAUUCUAUAACCAAUGUGCCACAACUUUCUACGUUAAUAGAACAAUCAGUCAAAUAUAGACAGUCACAAUCACCACUAUACAUUCCACCAAGAACCAAACAGGAACUCAAGAAAAUAACAACUACUACUGAUCCUUCUUCUUCUUCUUUUUCUUCGUUUCAAACACACAAUUUCAAUGUUACUAAACACUUGCACACACUAACUCACCAUUUGGAUGAAGUUUGGUUCUUGAAGUUUUCACCGCUGGGAAAGUAUUUAGUAACAGGUUCAUUGGAUGGAAGAAUGAUACUUUAUGACGUGUAUGAUAAUUUCAAAUUAAUCAAAGUUCUUGAACCAACAAAUGCAUUAGAUGAUGCUGCAUUUGUGCCAUUUUCAACAAAGCCAUCACCGGGCAAAACGAAAGCAGUGAUUUAUUGUUGCUGGGACUCAAAAGAACAAUACAUUGUUAGCUGUUGUCUAGAUACAGUUAUCCGAGUUUGGUCUAUAGGAGAUAUUCACAAAAAGAGAAUGACUCGAAGCGAAACUCAUUCGGCUCAUGAUAUUAAGCUAAUGACCUGUUUCACAUUAGGCCAAGAUGUGAAGACUUGGUCAUGUGAGUUUCUUCCACCGUCCAAUUCAACUUCUACUUCAACUUCUUCAACACCAUACUUUAUCAUUGGUUCCCCUGAUAAAGUGUUGAAAAUAUUUGAUUGUACCGGGGUAGAAAUUUUUGAUUUCUACUCAAAUGCAGAUGACGAGACUGCGAGUUAUGAAAUUCUUUGCAAAGAGAUUAAUUUCUUGCGGAGCCGACACCGUACUUCCUCGCAACAAGCUCUUCCAAAGGGAGAUGAUGUCUCUAUGAAGGAUGCAGACGAUGCAGCAGGAGCAGCAGCAGGAGCAGGAGGAGCAGCAGGAGCAGGAGGAGCAGCAGCAGCAGCAGGAGCAACAGGAGCAGCAGCAACAAAUUCAAACGGCGACAACAACGAGAAUCCAUUUUACAGAAUCAACGAUCUUGCUAUAACGCCAAACGGGAAACUUUUAAUAACAGCAAAUAACGAUCAGCAACUACAUUUCUUUAGUAUACCAGAUGCAUUUGACGAAGGAUCAACUACUCGAAAAUUGGCGGCAAUCAAUUUACGAGGUCGAUUAACAUCAUGCUCGGUUUCAUCAAAUGGGAAAUACGUUUUAAUAAGCUCGGCACCUGACGAAUUGCAAGUUUGGGAUAUUUCACCAUUGUACAAUUUAAGACCACCAAUAUUGUAUCGCAAAUAUAUCGGACACAGUCAAAGUUCAUACAUAGUUAGAUCAUCAUUUGGCUAUCUAAAUGAAGAAACAGGAGAAGAAGAGUUAGUCUUAAGUGGCAGUGAUGAUGGGUUUGUUUAUUUCUGGAAAUUACAUACUGGUCAAUUAAUCACUAGAGUUAAAGCACACAAUGACUUAUGCAAUGCAGUUGAUUGGAAUUUGAAAGGUGGAAUUUAUAAAAAUAUGGACUUUGGUAAAUUAUGGGGUAGUGUUGGUGAUGACAAGUUGGUGAAGAUCUGGGGUACAUAA